Penicillium antarcticum is the source of this 2838-nucleotide messenger RNA. RefSeq lists its product as uncharacterized. Bases 1 to 2838 code for a protein of 945 amino acids. The record is from RefSeq and is a predicted model, not a curated record. Lineage: Eukaryota; Fungi; Ascomycota; Eurotiomycetes; Eurotiales; Aspergillaceae. Gene Ontology annotation, molecular function: phosphatidylinositol binding. Gene Ontology annotation, cellular component: intracellular membrane-bounded organelle. The transcript has 2 exons.
AUGAGUCGCCUCAGCGAUGAUGUGGGCAACGCCAAAGUUGAUCUAGCUCCAUCGGCCGACGCAAAUCCCGCGAACCUCGAGACGUCUGAACAUAGCUCAAAUCCAGUUUCUACGAAGGAACUCGUCAAUUUCGCCCUCGACUUUCUCUCAACCUCUAGCAAUGAAACUCUUUUGGGUGUGUUUGCUCUCCUUACACUUGUCACCUAUGUUGUUCUUGGGCGAAUUGGACUCGUCCUUAUUGGAGUAGUGCUAGGGGUUGUCCUCCACGCAUCGUGGGAAGGACCAGGCCCAGCCUCAGAAGGGUCGCGUGCACAGAACAAGAGAAGAGAACUUGCGCUCGAGGUGUCCAGCAGGCUUUUGGAUUGGCCGAAACAGGACAGUAGUGCGCUAACCCAGGGCGACAAUGAUGGGUCUACGACUGUACCUGAGGAUCUGUCCUCGGCAGACCUUGAUUAUGCCACCUUUCAACCAGCCACCGCAAGUGCACUGAAAACGCUCACAGAUGCUGUCAUAAGGGACUAUGUUCAGAAACGAACGGAGGACACCUUUUUGCAAUUCUUAACCAACUCUUCGUCUAUUGUCAUUGUAUUCCUUAAUGAGCUCGCUGCAGCUUUUGCUGCUGGGGACUCUCACACCAUGGAGGCUCAGGAAACGGUGGACCGGUACCUCGAACAAUUUCCGGACAGCAGCCUAGCCAAUGUCUUGUCUCAGAAACAGCAACAUAAAAAACUCAACAUGAUUGCGGACGAUAUAUUGUCAAACUUCCUGGAUUCCAAGGCAUACGACUGCUCGGCUGUGCGGGAUUUCCUCCGUGAGGUUUUUGCGGGUGUUAUAUUGGAGUCUACGGUGACCAGUCUCGCUCGUCCCGAGUUUAUCAAUGACUGGAUUAUCUAUCUCCUACAAGAUGGUGAAUCUGAAAUUAUGCACGCCAUUGAUGCGGGCGUUGAAGGCGCACGAAAUCAGGACACCAGCGUCCCCAAGUCAUCGGAUGCUUUACCCCUGGAGUCGAUUUCAAACCCAGCAUCCCAAAACAACCAGAGACAAUCUAUGCAGGCGGAUAGAGCGACGGAAGAGGCGGUUCUCGAGGCAAAACGUCUCAGUGCCAUGAUUGCAUCGCAAGAUAUACGAAGCCCAGAAUCCACACGGGAAGCCGAUGGAUCUCGAUCGAAUACUGAGUCAGGUUCAAAUGCAAGCCAUGAAGUGGAAGACAGCCAGGAUCAAGAUGAAACUCUUACAUACCUAUUUUCGAGGUCACAGUCACCCGCAAAUCCAGAAAGAUCUGAAGGUACGACCCAUUCGCCUCAAAUCAGUGCCCAGGAUAAUGCAUCUGUGCCUUUGGUUCUCCACGGUGCCCAAAUUCUGGUAGAUGAUGAUGGAUCGAGCAAUGAAAAGGGCCAAAUUAAGUCACGACCGACGUGGGAUUAUUUACUACAGGUUGAGCCAGCCUCAACACGCUCGACUGGGUGGAUGGUUUUCCGAAAGUAUUCGGACUUUCAGUCCCUUCAUGAGAUGCUCGAGACUGUUUCACGAUUAAAUCGAAUUCAAAGUUUCUCGGAUCGGUACCCGGUGCUUCCCUCUUGGAAGGGAAAAACGAGGCAAACCCUCGCUCGGGACCUAGAAGGAUAUUUGCAUGAUGCUAUGAAAUAUGAAGCUCUUGCUGACACGGAUCGAAUGCGCCGGUUCUUGGGAAAGGAUGCGGGAUCUAGUGAAGCAGACCCCAAGAAGCCAGGAUUUUCUUUCCCCAGUCAGACUGCAUUUGAGAACAUGGGCAAGGGUAUGCUGGGUGCGCUAACCAAUGCACCCAAGGGAAUGGCAGGAGGAGGUAAAGCCGUCUUUGAUGGAGUGACUGGGGUAUUUGGAGGCGCUGCCAAUAAUAAAAGGCCAGCUGCCACCGCCGAGAUCCAGCCUCAACACCGGAAAAGUCUUUCUCUUUCCAAGACGAAUGAUGAAGUUCCAGCCUCCACUGCUCUCAGUCGAGCUAGCUUGUCAAAGACACGUUCCAGCCUCGACGACCCUGCGAGGAUUUCAGAAACCGAUGAUGCUACUGGUUCGCCAGCGUUGCCGUUCGUUUCUAAUGACUCCUUGGAGAUCCAAAAAAGCGAAGCUUCCAAGUCACUUUCGGCCAAUAGUGCCGCUAGUGUUAUCGAUCCGAGGGCCAAUGAACAGGAUGCAUGGGCUUCAGAGUCGACGCUCGCGCGUUCUGAAAAUAGACAGUCACUUGAUCCUAUGACCGACCACCCAGAUAUCAACACCAAGGAAGAUAUUCAUAAGACAUCUUCCCAUCGCCGAUCAGAGACCGAGCAGAGCAAUUCAGGGCCACCCAAACCACGCAACCAGGGAAACCCCAUCACAACCGAUGAGACGCAAAUAGCAGUGGAGUUGAUUUUUGCGGUCAUCAACGAGCUCUACACCCUGUCAUCUGCAUGGAACAUUCGGCGGACCCUCUUGAACGCUGCUAGGUCGUAUAUUCUGCGUCCUGGUAGUCCGACCUUGGAAACGAUCCGCACUCUCUUACAGGACUCGAUGAUUCAGGGCCAUACUUCGGAUGAAGCCCUUGGGAAUUACAUUACCAAGCUUCGAGAGAAUGCACUCCCGACAGAGACUGAACUGAAAGCUUGGCCGGCUCCACCCAGUGAGGAGGAGAAAGCCCGUCUACGGGACACUGCACGUCGGUUGUUCGUGCAGCGAGGAAUUCCCCAGGCAUUGACAAGUGUCAUGGGAGCAGCUGCUAGCCGGGAGGCAUUGGAAAAGAUCUUUGACAGCCUUCAGGUGGAAUCUGUCGCCCGAGGUUUCGUCUUUUCGGUCCUGCUACAGGGGUUGAGAGUAUUGACCCUGUAG